GCUAUCCUCCCAUCUCAGCCUCCCAAAGUGCUCAGAUACAGGCAUAUGCCACUGCAUCUGACCAAGAUUACCAUUUUCUGAAAAGCGGUAGCAGAAGUUCAUGAGAUUUUGAAUAUGAAUCUGAAACCCAUGUAAAAGUUUCAUUUUUGUUCUUGUGACUUAGUUUCUGGUAUUUUAUUAAAUAAAAUGGUUUCUAGCUUGACGUAGAUUUCAGUUCAUGAGUUCUAUUAAAAUUCCUUCCCUGAAACAACUUGGUACUUUUGCUUGUGUGUCUGGCAUUAAUUUUCUUUUCAUAUUAGCAUUGCCGUUUAGCAUUAAGUGAAAGCAGAUUCAUGGUAAUUAACAAAGGAAUUACAAAUGGCCACCACAAAUACUGAAAGAAGUCAUUGAUUUGAUAUUGCAGUGAAUACCAGAGGUUGUAGUGAUUUUCCACUUAUAAAAAGUGAAUUGUCCAUUUAACUGUGGAAGUCUAAGCAAAUGUACUUAAUGUAUGUUGUAUUAGUCAAUGCAAAAAGUUAAAUAUGCCCAGGCUGAAAGAAAGCAUAUACUGUAUGGUCAUUCCUAUGCCAAAUGAUUUAUUUGGAAUUUAAACAAAUUUGUCAAGUAUUUUGUUCCUAAUUUAGGAAUAAAAAGCAGCUAAUGAUUUCUGACAUCGUACAUAGAUUAGUAGCACAUAACUCUGUUAUUUAGUAAUCACUAUAGAUAGUAAGGAAUUAAAGUUGUUAGUGAGGAAAACAGGAGUAUCCUGCCAUUUGCUUUCGUUCUUUUUGUGAUAGUUUUGAGGUGCGAUCAAUCCUGUGUGCAAGUCACUCAAGCAACCAGAAAGUGUCUUUGUAAUAUGCAUUGGUUUUCAUCUCAUGAAGUUCCAAUUAUUUAUCAUCCUUGCCACUCUUUGGCAAUUACAUUGAUUUCAAAAAGGAAUUCUGAUUCAUCUUAGUGUUUCAUAGAAUUGAAACACAAAGUAGCUUUACAGGUUUAAAGUUAUGAUAAGAAAAAGUCAUAGAGUUUUCUGAUGUUUUAAUAAUGACAUUGUUGGAAAAGUCAGUACCUGUCAUAUAGCUCACAUAACAUUCUUCUUGCAGAGUGAACGAGAAAAGAGGAGCUUUGUUUUUCAUCCUUUUUUUGUAGGCAGUGCUGAUCAAAUCAAGAAAUUAUUUUGGGGGAGCGGCAAGAUGGUGGCGCGGACAGCACUCGGGGCCAUGUGCCAGCGCCUCUGGCAAGGAUUGGAGAAUUUUUCUGUAAACAGUUAUAAGGGCAGUACCGCCAAAAAUGGUGGCUUUCUUCUUACCAGUAUGAAGUGGGUACGGUUUUCAAAUCUACAUGUUGAUGUUCCAAAGGAUUUGACCAAACCUGUGAUAAUGAUCUCCGAUGAACCAGACACAUUAUAUAAGUGCCUGUCCGUUUUAGUGAAAGGACAUGAUAGGGCUGUAUUGGACAGCUAUGAAUAUUUUGCUGUGCUUGCUGCUAAAGAACUUGGUAUCUCUAUUAAAGUACACAAACCUCCAAGGAAAAUAGAGCGAUUUACCCUUCUCAAAUCGGUGCAUAUUUACAAGAAGCACAGAGUUCAGUAUGAAAUGAGAACACUUUACAGAUGUUUAGAGUUAGAACAUCUAACUGGAAGCACAGCAGAUGUCUACUUAGAAUAUAUUCAGCGAAACUUACCUGAAGAAGUUGCCAUGGAAGUAACAAAGACACAAAUAGUACAGUUACCAGAACACAUCAAGGAGCCAAUCUGGGAAACAGUGUCAGAAGAAAAAGAAGAAAGCAAGUCCUAAAGCCUCAGGGAGGCCAUUUGUACCUGAAUUUGAAAUGAGGGUGGGCCAGAUGGGUAUGUUUAAAUGGAGAGUGCUUCCCGCUGGAAAAAAAAAAAA
Messenger RNA from Cebus imitator (Panamanian white-faced capuchin), 1871 nucleotides. Its product is annotated as 28S ribosomal protein S10, mitochondrial-like. Gene Ontology annotation, cellular component: mitochondrion; mitochondrial small ribosomal subunit. The record is from RefSeq and is a predicted model, not a curated record. The transcript has a single exon. Lineage: Eukaryota; Metazoa; Chordata; Mammalia; Primates; Cebidae. Bases 1173 to 1775 code for a protein of 200 amino acids.